Molecule: messenger RNA, 1266 nt
Organism: Leptomonas pyrrhocoris
Lineage: Eukaryota; Euglenozoa; Kinetoplastea; Trypanosomatida; Trypanosomatidae
Exons: 1
Coding region: 1-1266 (421 amino acids)
Source: RefSeq, a predicted model, not a curated record
AUGUACAGCCCCGGCGAUUCACGCACGGUGCAUUUCUCAUCUGUCCAGAAUCCCAUCAACGUCGCCUACGCCCACUCACCUGACACCUCGCAGACGUCGCUCUCCCCAACCCUGGAGGGGAGCUACGUGCUUCUAAUGUCGCAUCCCUUCUCUCCGCAGCUCCCCAACAUCGCCUCCGCCUCCAACAGCACGACUGACUACGGAAACAAUCGUAUCCUGGCCCCCGACUCGGGACAUCGCCGCGCCACCGCGGAUACCUCCAGCGCCUCCGCCUCUGUCGUCCCCAGCAACGCAUUUCCUGUGGGCAACUUCUCGUUGGUGAAGCCGCCGCAGCCGACCCUCUACAACCCAAAUUGCAUGAGCCCCGGCGCAUCCUUCGCUUCGCCGUAUUCCGGUCUGCCGCCGCUGUUUUCAUCGCAGCCGAACAGCCCGCAGCUGAUGCAGCAGCACUUCGUGGUACAGCAGCAGCAGCAGCAGCCACCGCCGCCGCCGCAGCAGCAGCAGGCGAGCAGCCCGCAGAUGUUUGCACAACAGAGCAGCGGUGGGGUUCCCGCCGCAACGCAGACCGUCAUGCUGCUCACCGCAGAGCCCACCGUCACCCCAAGCGGAUCCUUCUACUCUCUUCAGCCUGCCUCGCCGCAGAUGGCGGCUGCAGCAGCGAUGCAGGGCGGCUCAACGCAGAUCAUCUCACCGCUGCACCUCUCUACGCCUAACCCACAGGCGGGCAGUGUGCAAGGGCAGCUUGCGUACUUCGUGAACCCCGCCGCACCGUCUGGCGUGAUGUCCUUUUCCCACUUUCCGGAGGGUUUUGUGGCCAUCCAAGGCCCACCGCCUUGGCAGGGCCAAACCUCCGUGGCGGUGCAGCAUCCGGGCUCGUCCGCGCCUCCCUCCUCUCCGUCGUUCUUCACCGUCUCCGGUGGGGGAAGCGCGCUCACCAUGCAGAGCGUCGUGCCCUCCUACGCGUCACACGCCUCUAGCACGCCACCCGUCGCCACUGCCGCCGCCGCCGCCGUCCCGCGCUACAGCCCAGGCGGCGGAGGCCACCACCACGGCGGCAACACGAGUGGGCAGCCGGCGGCGGGCGGGUCUCCUGGCGGUGCGCAGCCGGCGGCGCUCGGCGUGCGUAGCUUCAUGGCACCGAAGCCUGUCGGGAGUUGCAUGGUGCGCGACGCCCCUCUCAUCCCGAACAUUCCGCCUCUCGCGCUUCCGUGUCCAGCGUGGGGAAAGAUUCCCACACUGGCCGCAGCGGGGGCAAUCGGCGACUAA